This is a messenger RNA of Nylanderia fulva, 1629 nucleotides long. Its product is annotated as odorant receptor 43a. Gene Ontology annotation, biological process: sensory perception of smell; detection of chemical stimulus involved in sensory perception of smell. Gene Ontology annotation, molecular function: olfactory receptor activity; odorant binding. Lineage: Eukaryota; Metazoa; Arthropoda; Insecta; Hymenoptera; Formicidae. Gene Ontology annotation, cellular component: plasma membrane. The record is from RefSeq and is a predicted model, not a curated record.
UGUAGGGACGCAAACUUUGCACGCAGGCGCUCGAGGUCUUGAUUUUCGCAGGACAUGUUCAUGUCUGUCAGUCAUCGUGGAUGUACGUGUAGCGCGAUAAAACAAAUAUAAGAGCUAAAAAUUUCUACCAAUGUUGGAGCAAAGUGAUGGCACGCUAUUUCGUAAUAAUAAUUACAGAUCCGAUACCGAGUAUGUGAUAAAAGUGGCCAAGACCCUAUUAACGCCCAUCGGCAUCUGGCCACUUUAUCGAGGCACCUCCAGGUCUGACAAGAUCAAGAAUUUCCUGCAAACGGGAAUAAUAUUCUGCCUGAUGUGCUUCUUGCUUAUCCCGCACGUCAUAUAUACCUUCUUCGACGCAGAGGACCUGGCCAAAUACAUGAAGGUCAUAGCCGCUCAGGUGUUUAGCCUGCUCGCUAUUAUCAAGUUUUGGACAGUAAUCAUCAAUAGAGAAGGGAUUAGAUACUGCUUACAACAAAUGGAGAUUCAAUACAGGGACGUAGAAUGCGAGGAAGAUCGACUUGUAAUGACGAAGAGCGCUAAGAUCGGUAGACUUUUCACGGUGACGUACUUAGGAUUAUCGUACGGUGGUGCCUUACCCUAUCAUAUAAUUAUGCCAUUGUUGGAGGAGAGAAUCAUCAAAGAGGACAAUACGACACAGAUACCUCUACCAUCUCAGCAAUAUAUCUUCUUCGUGGUAGAAAAUUCACCAUUCUACGAAAUGCUCUUUGUCUCACAAAUUCUAAUCAGCAGUAUCAUUCUCUCUACAAACUGUGGCGUUUACAGUUUAAUUGCCACCUGUGUGAUGCACAGCUGCUGUUUAUUCGAAGUCGUUCGUAGGCAGAUGGAAACGAUCCUUAGUAAUGGCACCGAUAAUCUCCAUAAGCGGCUCGGUCAAAUAAUCCAACACCACAUGCAAGCCAUUAGAUUCGCAGAGAUGAUUGAAAAAUCAUUAAAUAUUGUUUUUUUAUGCGAAAUGGUUGGAUGCACUAUUAUUAUAUGUUUCUUGGAAUUUGGAGUUCUUAAGGAAUGGGAAGACGGAAAGAUCUUAAACAUGGGCACAUAUUUUGUUUUAAUGACAUCAAUAUUUGUAAACGUUUAUAUUAUAUCAGCUAUCGGUGAUCGUCUUAAAGAAGAGAGUGAAAAGGUAGGAGAAUCAUCAUAUUUUAUCGAAUGGUAUAAUUUGCCAACAAAAAUCGUGGGCAAUUUAAUUUUGGUAAUGAUCAGAUCAGGCCGCCCGUCAACCUUAACUGCUGCGAAAAUAUUUGAUCUCUCCCUUGGAGGAUUCUGCGAAGUUUGCAAAACAUCGGCAGCAUAUUUCAAUUUUAUACGAGCAAUGACUACAUAAAUUUACAAAUAUUAUCACAUGAUUAUCGGCCAUCUUAUAUAAGAAAGAUAUGUUAAGCUAUUAUCUAUAUCAUCACUUCAUCAGAUAUAUAUAUCUCUCACUUAAUGUAAGCAAGACGAAUCUCUCUGUCGAACAAUAAAUUGCUUACCAGUGUAACCUGAAUAAUGUUAUAUAUCAUGUAAUUUCUAUACGUAAUAUCUUUAUCCAUAUAUCCCCUUUUCUUGGAAAAAAAAUUUUAUUCAAAUUACAAUUAUGAGUUAUGUGUCUAACUUAGCAAGCGCGUA